Molecule: messenger RNA, 1509 nt
Organism: Limulus polyphemus (Atlantic horseshoe crab)
Lineage: Eukaryota; Metazoa; Arthropoda; Merostomata; Xiphosura; Limulidae
Product: TBC1 domain family member 15-like
Exons: 4
Coding region: 1-1509 (502 amino acids)
Biological process (GO): activation of GTPase activity
Molecular function (GO): GTPase activator activity
Source: RefSeq, a predicted model, not a curated record
AUGGCGAACUAUGCCAAGAAACAUCAAGAAUUUAUUCAUCCUUGUAGAGAUAAUGGGGGAUCGCAACGACAAAAUUCCGGACCCGGGGGUCGUCAGAGGAAUAAACGUAAAGGUUUAAAAAUUCAAGAGCAAGCAGAGCAGACUGUAAUCUCGAUUAUGGUCGUGAAAAAUGACAGUGAUGAGUUUAUUAAAAUUAACUGCACAGGAAGUGUCUCCCUUCAAAGAGAAAAUAAGGUGGAAAAGCAUAAACUUUUGACCGUACCCAAAGAUUCUAGCCCUACCGUCAGCCUUCCUGAUCAUAAAGAGCAGCUUUUAUUACAAAGAACUUCCAAGUCAGAAUUGUUUCGUGAUGUUCGUGAGCCACUGACCUCGGAAGAGUACGAACGCUUGUUGGAUGAAGAUGGUAGGAUAGUAGAUGACCACAAGUUGCGACAAAUAGUGUUUAGGCGUGGCAUAAAAUCUGACAUCAGAAGCGAUAUUUGGAAAUUUCUUUUUGGCUUUUUCCCUUUUCAUUCAACCAGGAGAGAAAGAGAAGUGAUUUAUAUCGAUCACUGCCUUCAGUACCAGGCUUUAAAGAAACGCACAGCAGAAUUUAUUAGGGAAAAUAACUCGAUUGAUUUAUCUCCUAUGUCAGACAGUUACGAUCAUGAUGAUAUUGCAGAUUCUCAAAAUUACAAGUUUACAACUGUGAAAGAAUCAGUUGCUGAGUUUUCAGACUCUGCAAAAGAUGAAACAAAACAACUGAUAACAAGUAUAAAGUUUCUUGCUGAGGUUAAGGCUGUGAGACUUAAACCGAAAGCAGAAAGACUGGACGAAGAUAUCAGAAUGAUAAAUAAAGAUGUUACACGUACUGACAGAGACCAGAAAUAUUUCAAAGGAAAAAAUAAUCCAAAUCUCUUUGUAUUGAAAGACAUUUUAACAACUUUUAUCUUUUCUCACGAAGAAAUUGGUUACACUCAAGGGAUGAAUGACAUACUCAGCCGAUUUCUGGUGGUUCUAAAAACUGAAGUAGAAGCUUACUGGUGUUUCACCAGAUAUGUAGAAAGUGUCUCUGCAGAUUUUCAGGAAGAAGACUCGUGUGAUUUGGGAAAAUUAACAUUUUGUCACAGGUGGUUGCUAGUUGGCUUCAAACGAGAAUUUGAAUUUGAAGAAGGACUUAGACUUUUUGAAAUUCUAAGCAGCCAUUUUCUGGAAAUGUCAUCUCUUGAGGCAGAAAAAGUCAGAGUUCAUAAAAGAAGAAAAAGUUUUGAAAAAGAAAAAGAACUUGUGUGUUGUCUUGAUAGAGGUCUUGAUCUACGACUCACUUUUGACUUAUUUGUCUGUGUUGCUAUUUUAGUGAGUCAACGCAAUCGCAUCCUGAAAUGUAGGGAUGCAGUAGAAAUGUUUAAAUGUAUAGCUAAACUUACUCGUUAUUCAAGUCUUGAGGAAAUCUUGUUCAAAGCAGAAACACUUUUCUUUGAUUAUUGCCAAAAGUCUGUAGUUGACAGUUUCCAAGUGAUAUUUCAUUAA